UUUUGGUCGGUCUCGUCGGUGCUUGAUCUAUCGUUACGCUUCAUACGUGUCGACGUACGCCAGCCGUAGACCGCUGCUUACGAGCGUUUUUCGAGAAGCGAGCGCCCAAAGCUACUUUUAAAGUCAACCAACGCAACUCACAUAACCCAGUGUCACCGUGCGUGUUUGCGGUGUGCGGUGUGUGUAUCGUUACGUAGUUUUGCCGCUUGGACGCGGUGAUUGUUUAGCGGUGAUUAAGUGGAGUUUUUUUUUCGUUGUUGUUAAACCCCCAACCUACCCCUCGGCGGUACUUACAUAUGCAUGUAGUGUAUUGAAAAUCGCAAGGCUCAUUUUACGAACUUCAACGCCAAACGUGGGGGGUCUUACCCUCAACCUCCCCCAAUCUGCGCGACGUUGUUAUUUUGUUUUUUAGUGAUGUACACGUGUUUAGUACUUAUUGAGGUGUAGUGCAUCAAACGUGCUUUUUUCCCCCGUUCCUGAGUGUUAGUAGGGCUCAAGAAGUGUCUACAGUUGUAUACAGUGCUACUAUAUCCCACUCUCGAUCGUGUUUCACCGUACAGGUUGCGUUUAUAGUUAUUGUUUUAAUUCUCUCCCUUCUCCUUAACAAAAAAAAAAGAAAUGAAAACCUUUAACCCCUUCCUGCGGUACCGAGUAUCAGUUUGAGUUUUGUGUUUGAAUGUGCAAAUUGUGACCUGCAGGAAAAAAGUAUAUAUAUAAAUAUCUAUAUAUAUCUAAAUCAAUCACAAAAGAGAGAAAAAAAAUUCAAGCGAAUCAUCACGUAUCGUACAACGGGUGGUGUUAUAGUGGAACGUCGAAUAGCGCGCAUUUGUUAUUAACAAAACAAGCCGCAUGUAGAUGAGUGCUUAUCGGCAAACCACUUCAAUCAACUGGCCACCAGCGGCAAGCACUAGAAACGUCCAGGUAACGGCAGGAUUAUGGACCAUUUGUUUACAGCUGCGUCGGUUUUAGAAGCGUUCGCGAAAUGGAAAGCUUUUUUUUAACUUCAAUUAAACAAAAUUGCAUCAUAAUAUAUUGAGGUGAUUGGAACCAUACCGAACCGGUACGAUCGCGGCAAAGCACCAUCGCUGCAACCCGUCCACGUUCGACGUGAGCGUCUGUCCCCGGUACCGAUCAGCCCAGCUAGUUGCGGUGGGCUUUCCCAUUAUUUUGAGACACCGGUACGCAGAAAACCGUCAAAACGAUUUAUCUUCGGCCGUAUAAGGACAUCUUCCCGGGCGGUGGCCAUAACCAGCUAUCCUCGCUAUAUCCGCAACCCGUGAUGGAGCGCAGCGGAGGUGGUGGAGGCAGCGGUGGCGGCGGUUCCGGUGGUCCGACCCCGAGCAGCCUCGACACGAUGAACGACUCGUCCGGUCUGUGUCUGCAGGAUCUGGUGGGCGUUAACGGUGGUACCGGUAGCGGUGGGAGUGCCGGUGGCGGUACCGGCGGUGGUGGAACCGGUACGAACAAUACGCUAGCCGAUCACCUGCACGGUACCGGUACGCAUCACGGUACCCAUACGCAUCACAGCCUCCACGAUGGGCUGGUGAGCGGUGGGGUUAGCGUAUCGUCCGCCAUCACCAGCCUGAUGUCACCGGGCGGGAUUAAUACCGGUGGGCUUGGACACCUGCAUCACGGAGCACCUGACCUGUCUGCGCACCAUCACCAUCAUCAUCACCACCAUCAGCAUCAUCACUCGUCGGCGUUGCACGAACCGCUGGAGAAAUUGAAACUUUGGGCAGAAACGGGAGAUUUUCGAGAAAACAGCCACAGCGGUAUGACGUCCGUUAGCAGUAUUGACCACGCGCAGAUGGGUUUUCCAGCGUCUUCACCUCGCAACAGAAGCUCCCGGGAUCGAAAAAAUGAUGUAUCUCGAUGUAUCAACGAAGCAUCGGUAAAGACCGAAAAUCUUAGCAGCGGAAUGUCGCACGAGGAUGGUUCCGGUACGGUUGCACCGGGCACAACGAUCCAGCAGGACGGUACCGACGGUACGAAGAACGAUAAGAAAAACAAACGCCAACGACGCCAGCGGACACACUUCACCUCACAGCAGCUGCACGAGCUAGAGCAAACGUUCAGCCGCAACCGCUACCCGGACAUGUCCACCCGGGAGGAGAUCGCGAUGUGGACAAAUCUGACCGAGGCACGCGUACGGGUAUGGUUCAAAAACCGACGGGCAAAAUGGCGUAAGCGGGAGCGAAAUCAGAUGAAUGCGAUUGCUGCGGCCGACUUUAAGAACGGGUUCGGGCCCCAGUUUGUGCAGCCGUUCGCCGAUACCGACACGCUGUACUCGUCCUACACGUACAACAACUGGGCGAAGGUACCGUCACCGCUCGGUGCCAAAACCUUCCCGUGGACGGUGAACCCGCUCGGUACGUCGAUCGUGUCGACCAACCAUCACCAGAACUCGAUCAACUGCUUCAACACGUCCGCGUCCUCGGUGGCGGCGGGUAUGGCCGGUACCGGCACGAUGCUACCGGCCAGCAUGGGUACCGGGCUGACCGGUACGUCCGGUGCGACCGGUGUUUCGCCGACACCGUGCCCCUACACGACACCUACGAAUCCGUACAUGUAUCAUCACCGUGCCGCAGCCGAACCGUGCACGGCGAUGAGCUCCAGCAUCGCGACGCUGCGGUUGAAGGCGAAGCAGCAUACGUCCGGUUUCUCUAGUCCAUACUCCGCGUCGUCGCCCGUGUCCCGCUCCAACUCGGCCGGACUGUCCGCCUGCCAGUAUGCGGGCGUCACGGAUACGGUCUGA
Anopheles funestus (African malaria mosquito) is the source of this 2755-nucleotide messenger RNA. It is a transcript of the gene Ptx1, whose product is annotated as pituitary homeobox homolog Ptx1. NCBI's taxonomy places the organism in Eukaryota, Metazoa, Arthropoda, Insecta, Diptera, Culicidae. Gene Ontology annotation, cellular component: nucleus. The record is from RefSeq and is a predicted model, not a curated record. The transcript is spliced from 7 exons. Gene Ontology annotation, biological process: anatomical structure morphogenesis; regulation of transcription by RNA polymerase II. Bases 1280 to 2755 code for a protein of 491 amino acids. Gene Ontology annotation, molecular function: RNA polymerase II cis-regulatory region sequence-specific DNA binding; DNA-binding transcription factor activity, RNA polymerase II-specific.